Molecule: messenger RNA, 465 nt
Organism: Dioscorea cayenensis subsp. rotundata (Guinea yam)
Lineage: Eukaryota; Viridiplantae; Streptophyta; Magnoliopsida; Dioscoreales; Dioscoreaceae
Product: secreted RxLR effector protein 161-like
Exons: 1
Coding region: 1-465 (154 amino acids)
Source: RefSeq, a predicted model, not a curated record
AUGACAAGUCUAAUGAAUGUCAAUGAAAAACUAUGCUUAGAUGAUGGCUCAGGAGAUACUGAUGCUGGGAAAUAUAGAAGAUUGGUGGGCAUUUUGUUGUAUCUCACCCAUACCAGACCAAAUCUCAUGUAUGUUGUCUCAGUUGUGCCACGGUAUAUGCACCGUCCCUCCAUGCACCAUUUGGGAGCAGUCAAGAGGAUUAUGCAUCACAUAGCUAGUACAUUGGAUUUUGGGUUACUCUAUCAAUCCUCAGAUCAGUUGAGACUCAGAGGAUACACCGACAGUGAUUGUGGAGGCUCAGUUGACGACAGGAAGAGCACCACCGGAUGGGUGUUCAAUAUUGGGUCAGCCGUUGUAGCUUGGAGUUCAAAAGAACAAGAUAUUACUGCAUUGUCAAGUGUUGAAGCAGAGUAUAUCUCCCACUUCAGCUGCCUGCCAAGACAUAUGGCUGAGAAGACUCCUUGA